Molecule: messenger RNA, 795 nt
Organism: Aspergillus mulundensis
Lineage: Eukaryota; Fungi; Ascomycota; Eurotiomycetes; Eurotiales; Aspergillaceae
Exons: 3
Coding region: 1-795 (264 amino acids)
Source: RefSeq, a predicted model, not a curated record
AUGAUCACCAAGUCCCUUUUCGAAAAAACCCGCUUCCCGCCCUACACCAACCUCCCCAUGAAACUCGCCAGCCGCGUCCCCGUCUUCAAGCGUCUCUUCUCGCCCACCAGCACAAUCCUCGACCGCUACUGCUUCAUCGCCGAGAUCCUGGAUGUCGAGUCCCGCUCCUCAGGCCCCUACCACACCAUCCUCAAAGCCCGCGACUACGACGACACAACCGUGACAAUCGCCUGCUCGUUCCCCAAACAGGAACCGAUGGGGCUGUCUGCGCACCAGGCUCUGCUGUCGGCACACGAGGUUCUGCCUGACGACCAGGUUCCGCGUAGGGGCAUGUGUGUGUUUAUCCUGAAUGCGCAGACUCAGAAGAUUCAGCUGGAGGCUGCUACGGCCGAGGGAGAUGGCGCAGGCAAUGAAGUGGACGAUGAGGUUGUCGGGAUUGUACUCGAGGACGUGACACGUUUGAAGAUCCUCGGGGUAAACCUCAAGACGCUGAUCGCGCUGAACAACACCAUCUGCGAAUUCACCUCGGACCGCGGCGGCCAACGCUGCUUUGGAUGCAGGCAGCGUCGCGCCCCGGGCUCGCUCGAUCUGUGUGAGUCUUGUGGCUUUAUUGGCUUCUGCGCUGAUAAUCCGGACUGCGAACGUAAAGGCCGCGGCGAGCAGCGCCACGACGGGCACUGCCAGGUCCUCGAGGACCGGGAUAUGGGCCGACUGCUUAGGGGCGAGUGGGAUGACCUGGACUGUUUUGAGUGGGUUGUUUUUCGUUUGCCUGGAGACCAGGAUAUUUAUCUUUAG